CCUCCCAUUAGCGGCGCUGUCUUCAUGUGCUUAGCUCUUGCCGCACACGCCAGUCGAAAUAACUACAUUAUAACGAUCUAGUGGCCUUUUUUCUCAUCCAUUUCACGUCCAUUUUGUCUGCAACAUGUCGGCCCCCAAGAAAGGAGACCUGUCCCCGAGUGAAAAGGAACUGUUCGAGGUGAUCACAGGAGGAAACGUCCAGGAGGCGUCACGACUGUUGGGAUGCAAAGAUGUGCGAGUGAACUGUCUGGAUGAGUAUGGGAUGACUCCUCUGAUGCACGCUGCUUACAAAGGGAAAGCCGAUAUGUGCAAACUCCUGCUUCAACACGGAGCUGAUGUGAACUGCAAUCAGCACGAGCACGGAUACACGGCACUCAUGUUCGCAGGCCUGUCAGGAAAGACUGAUAUCACCGCCAUGAUGCUGGACGCUGGAGCAGAAACAGACGUGGUCAACUCUGUGGGUAGAACAGCCGCGCAGAUGGCAGCUUUUGUAGGUCAGCAUGACUGUGUGACGGUGAUCAACAACUUCUUCUCCAGAGCCAGACUGGAUUAUUACACCAGGGCCCAGGGGCUGGAGAAGGAGCCCAAACUGCCCCCGAAACUGGCCGGCCCCCUGCACAAGGUCAUCAUGAGCACCAACCUCAACCCGGUCAAGAUGGUGCUGCUGGUGAAGGAGAAUCCCCUGCUGGCCGAGGCUGAGGCUCUGGAUAAGUGCCGGAGGGUGAUGGAGCUGAUUUGUGAGAAGUGCAUCAAACAGCAGGACAUGAACGAGGUGCUGGCCAUGAAGAUGCACUACAUCAGCUGUGUGCUCCACAAGUGCUCCGCCUUCCUCCGGGACCGAGAGGACAAGCUGGACGGACUCAUCAAGUGUUUGCUGAAGGGCAGAGACACAGAUGGAUUCCCGGUUUUCCAGGAGAAGUUUAUCCGAGAAUCCAUUCGGAAGUUCCCUUAUUGUGAAGCCACUCUCCUGCAGCAGCUUGUCCGCAGCAUCGCCCCUGUGGAGAUCGGUAAUGACCCCACGGCCCUGUCAGUGCUGACCCAGGCCAUCACAGGACAGGUGGGCUUCAUGGACACUGAGUUUUGUACCUCGUGUGGAGAGAAGGGCGCAGAGAAGAGGUGCUCCAUCUGUAAAAUGGUGAUCUACUGCAACCAGACGUGUCAGAAGCUGCACUGGUUCACACAUAAGAAAGUGUGUAAAAAGCUCCAGGAGCAGAGGGAAAAGCAUGAGGCCGAGGCAGCCAAACUCAGACAGCAGCAGAACAAAGAAAAUGCCAAUGCGGUUCAGGAGGCCACAGAGUCUAUGGAGGAUCUGUCUGUGAAAAACAACGAAGGAGCAACAGAAAAUGAAAACGCAAACUGUGUGCCCAUCGCUGCUGCGGACAACUGAAACACCCCAUCAUAAACACUCAAACCUAAUAGAAUAACAUCAUGGAGUCCAAACUAUAUUUAUUUACUUCUGUCACCGUGGAAACCGAGGAUGUGCCACUGAGACGAGAUGUGUUAUUUUAUAUAUUGCGUAUUGUUCUGAAUGUUUGUGGGCUGAUGCACUGCAGAAAAGUGAAUUAUGACUUGAAUUAAGGAUUUUAAUUUCAUUGAGUUGGUUGGGAUUGCUGUUUUGUUUGGUUCUGGUCAUAGACUGUAAAAACAAGUGGACUAAAGGAGUGUGACGUCACCUGUAGCAUUCAGCUUCAGUCAAAUGAAGCUCACCGAGGCUGGCAGCUAUAGGAGCGAAUUUGGAGUUUGGUUAUGUCCAUUUAGUCUAUGGUUCUGAUCAGUUAUUGCUUUUCUUGAAAUGUUCCACUGUACGGCAUUUACCAUGCACAUUACCAAGACAAAUAUGUGGGGGCACUAUGGGAAGUUACUAGACUACUACUAGACUCACGUCUGUGGAAAGGCGACCACUCAUAGUAGGACUGCAUGUCCAACUGAAUGAAUGCAGUACUGAUUAAUUCCGUACUGUGGAACAUUCCAGGUGAAGAAUAGUUUUUCAUAGACUAUUCUUAUUCUAUUUAUACCUUAAUGAACACAUAUUAUGAAAAUCAACUGAGCACUUAAAAAUGCUCUGUUUUCAUUUUGCCUGGAUUGUUGCGUCACAUGUAAAAUUUAGUCUUUUGCGGUUUUUAAGUCCAUAAACUGUCACCGGACUUCAUCUACAGUUAGUGUGUUUACAACCAACACAUGGCUCUAUUAGCAUUCAAGGACUUCAACUGCUUAAAUGUUAGUUCCUGUUUCAGACACCAGAGGGAGCCAUAGAAAAGGAGAAAAAGGAGAUUUUUAUGAAGUACCGUAUUUUUUGGACUAAAAGGCGCUCCGGAGUAUAAGUCGCACUUUUUGGGGAAAAUUUAUUUUAUAAAAUCAGAGACCAGAAACCGACAUUUCAUGUUAAAAGUCAAGUUCUAGUAAUAACAAUAGAAGAGAGAACAACAGACUGUUAACGUCACAUUUGAACAGUUCUUCAAAUAACUGUAGUAUAAACAACAGAACAAGUUUACCAAACUCUCCAUCAAAAAACCAAAUCACUAAAUCACUUGAAUUCUUAAAGGUUAAACGGAGUGCCACUUUCUCUUCUGCGUCACUGUCGUCAGACUCUGCAUCAGUUCGGCCUUUCUGAAUCCCGACAGGAUGGUUUCAGUUGUCUUUAUGUUUGUUUAAAUUUUAAAUUGUCAGUGAUACAGAAGUAAUGGUGGGAUUGACUGACAGGAUACAGACAGUGGCUCUUUCUCUUUCUUCUGCAGCCAACAUGUGCAGUAGAGCCAAGUGACAGUGGUACAGGAAUACACAAGCCUAGAACAACCUCUUGUGGCUGUCAGUGUGAACAUUUUAACAUAUAAGUCACACUGGAAUAUAAAUUGCAAGAAACACCCAAACAAUGAAAAAAAGUGCAACUUAAAGUCCGAAAAACAUGGUAAAUAUAGACAUUAAGUUAGAAAAUGUGAAAUACUUCUUAACUUAAAAGGGAGUUCAAGCAUAAUAUGUGUUUUUAAAGGGUCUAUAUUAUGCCUUUUUUCUGUAUGUCUGUGUAAUAACGUUGUUUCCUCAUCAACAUCCCUGGAGUUGUUUUGUUUCAUUCACACAUGUUAACCCGGCAUAUUUAGGAGCUCUUCUCUCAAACAAAAAAUACUCACUUCUACUAUGUGAUAUCAGGUGGUAAUAUUGAUGAGGACACCUUCACUAGAAUUAUUUGGAUGAAUUAUGGGUAAAAAGUAGAUGUUAACUUUAAAACUACUACAAGGACAGAGCAUUUUGAGUGUUGUAGAAGCAGGACUAAAGGUUACUGAAACGUAUGAAUGAAACAAAACACAACGUUCUUGACGACGUAACAACAUUCUAACAUGGCUUAAAGCUCACAAGAACCCAUUUUGUGUAAUAUAGGACCAACAAACAAGUCAUUUUAACUCUGUAGAAAUCUAAGUUCUGCCAUGUGCUCAUUCUGCCUUAAGAGUCUGUAGCAAAAUGUGUGGAAAUAACCAAAAACAGCCUUUGUAUGUGUGUUUGUUGUGGAUUGAAGAUGGAGCCGGAUAGCAAAGACCAAAAGAGAAUAUUUUGAUUAUGAAUAGAAUUAUUGCUAAUGCUCAGGAUCUGAUUAUUUAACUAGACACAGUGUAAUAUGUAUAGUAGUAAUAAUAAUAGCUCGUGGUAGGAAGGGGAACAGCACAAUACCAUCUUGUCCUCGAAUAUCAUGGCCUUAAGGUUUAACAAUAAAAUAAACAUUCUC
Molecule: messenger RNA, 3715 nt
Organism: Boleophthalmus pectinirostris (great blue-spotted mudskipper)
Lineage: Eukaryota; Metazoa; Chordata; Actinopteri; Gobiiformes; Gobiidae
Gene: ankmy2a
Product: ankyrin repeat and MYND domain containing 2a
Exons: 10
Coding region: 125-1387 (420 amino acids)
Molecular function (GO): protein binding
Source: RefSeq, a predicted model, not a curated record